Mustela erminea (ermine) is the source of this 714-nucleotide messenger RNA. RefSeq names its product chromosome 4 C6orf120 homolog (gene C4H6orf120). The coding region runs from base 121 to 675 and encodes 184 amino acids. The record is from RefSeq and is a predicted model, not a curated record. Lineage: Eukaryota; Metazoa; Chordata; Mammalia; Carnivora; Mustelidae. The transcript has 2 exons.
GCCGCCUCAUUUCCGGCUGCUGCGGCGCGGCGGCCCGGCCUCGGCCCGGAUGCCCCAGACCCGGGACCCCUCCGGGAGCGGCGGACGUCCGCGCGGGAGCCGGUGACCGAGGCGGCGGGCAUGGCCGCGGCCUGGCCGCGCGCGCUGCUGGUGCUGCUGGCCUCGCAGGUGGCGUCCUCGGCGGGCUUCCCGGAGGAGGACGAGGCUCCCGGGGAGUGGGUCCUGCUGCACGUGGUGCAGGGCCAGAUCGGCGCCGGGAACUACAGCUACUUGCGGCUGAACCACGAGGGCAAGAUCGUUCUGCGGAUGCAGAGCGUGAAGGGCGACGCCGACCUGUACGUGUCGGACAGCACGCUGCACCCCAGCUUCGACGACUACGCGCUGCAGUCCGUCACGUGCGGCCCGGACGCCGUGGCCAUCCCCGCGCACUUCCGGCGGCCCGUGGGCAUCGGCAUCUACGGGCACCCGUCGCACCAGGAGAGCGAGUUCGAGAUGAAGGUGUACCUGGACCGCAGCGUGGAGCCGGCCGCGUUCGCCGACGUGGCGGCCCCGGACGGCAGGGACCCGGGGCACAGGCACGCGCCGGCCGCCGAGGACGCGCCCCCGGAGGAGGAGUCGGUGCUCUGGACCGUCCUCAUCAGCCUCCUGAAGCUGGUGCUGGAGGUCCUGUUCUGAGCCCCGGGGCGGGCGGUGCCCCCGGGGCCGGGCGUGCGG